Molecule: messenger RNA, 1068 nt
Organism: Postia placenta MAD-698-R-SB12
Lineage: Eukaryota; Fungi; Basidiomycota; Agaricomycetes; Polyporales; Adustoporiaceae
Exons: 4
Coding region: 1-1068 (355 amino acids)
Biological process (GO): steroid biosynthetic process
Molecular function (GO): 3-beta-hydroxy-Delta5-steroid dehydrogenase (NAD+) activity
Source: RefSeq, a predicted model, not a curated record
AUGGACCGCCCACAAGACGUCUACGCUGUCAUAGGUGGUAGCGGGCUCAUAGGGAGACAAAUUGUCGACAAGUUGAAGGCUCGGGGAGACACUGUUUUCGUUCUCGACGUCACCCAGAGGCAUGACGACGUGCCAUUCCACCACGUCGACGUGACCAAUAAGGACGGGCUCCGGGAUACCCUCAAGAGAUGCGGUGCCACUUGCGUCUUCCACCUUGCCUCUCCUCAUGCUGGCACGGCGCGCGCCGAGGUGUUUUGGAAAGUGAAUGUCGAAGGCACUAAGAACGUCAUUGCAGCCUCCGUGGAGGCUGGAGUCCGCAAGCUGAUAUACACGAGCUCCUCCGGGGUGGUGUUCAACGGAAAGCCGCUGAAUGGCGUUGACGAGACAUACCCUUUCCCGGCCAAGCACAUGGAUGUCUACAUGGAGACCAAAGCCAAGGCGGAAGAACUUGUCCUCGCGGCCAAUGGCAAGGACGGUCUGUUGACGGUAGCCAUCAGACCAUGUGGUGUGUUCGGACCUGGUGAUAGACAGCUCAUGCAGGGCCUUGCGACGGCGUUCGACCGGGGUCAGACGGGGACGCAAAUCGGCGACAACACGAACCUGGUUGACUGGACGUAUGUCACCAAUGUCGCCCAAGGGGAGAUUCUGGCCGCGGACAAGGUCGAUCUGCCCGUGACCGAUCUAUCGAUGGCGGUGGCAGGCGAGGUGUUUUUCAUCACGAACGACGAGCCGUGGCGUUUCUGGGACUUCACGCACAAGAUCUGGGACAAGCUGUACGAGCUGUAUCCUGGUCAUCAGGCGCGUCCGGAGCCACGGGUGAUCCCAGCGGGUCUGGGGAUGGUCUUUGCAGCGUGCUCAGAGUUCAUCGCAUGGCUGUUGAAGAAACCACCGAUCUUCACGCGGUUCAACGUUAUCUUCAUGUCUACUCCGAGAUUGUACAACGUCUCGAAGGCGAAGAGGGUCCUCGGAUAUAAGCCUGAGGUCUCGGUCGACGAGGGUAUCAUGUUGGUGUUGAAUUGGUGGAAGUCCGAAUACCCUGACAAGCCGUCGGAUGUUGUCAAGGCUUAG